GUGGUUGCGAACUGGCCAAAGGACGCCCUUCCCAACUACGACGUGAUUUUGUGCUCGGAUGUCCUUUACUGGUCUGACGUGGUUGCAGAUCUCGCUGCAGUUCUUGGGCGCUUGCUCCAGAAUGGAAAGACGACCCUCCUUUGGUGUUGGGUCCGGAGACACGAGAACGUGGCUCGUGAGCUUUGGAGGGCGCUUGCUGCUCAGGGCAUCGUCGUGGGCCGUUUGCCUUUGGAGACUGGGCUGCUGCAGUCCGAGGACUUUUGCCAUGUGAGCCGCCAUGUCGAGGCAUUUGUAGGCUGCGCUCGCGGGGGUCAGCUCGACCAG
Molecule: messenger RNA, 324 nt
Organism: Symbiodinium necroappetens
Lineage: Eukaryota; Dinophyceae; Suessiales; Symbiodiniaceae
Source: the annotation of a GenBank genome assembly